AUGCUAUGGAAUAUUGCAUCAACGUUCAUAGCCCUAGGCAAAGUGACUUCUGCACGGCUCCCUCAGCCAUUUCACCAGAGCUUCGCAUCUAUUGAUUCCCAGGAGAUCAUUUUCGAACUCCACAACAACACCGUCUACCUCAGUAAUGUGCAACAUCCGAAGGCUGUGUAUUAUGGCAGCUGGGGUCCAUCGGAGCGACCUUUGUGGACACCCUUGACCGCAGUGAGUGUCAAUACUUCAAAGGUGACGGAAGAUGAUAUCAAAAGAACUAUCCAGGACUAUAUAGACCAAGAUGACGUCUUUAACCUCGCCUUUCUUGAAGCCGUUCUCCUCCAAACCGCGACCGAAGGGGUUAUUGAGAAGCAAGCUAUAGACUACUUGCGAAGUUUGAACGUGUCGACAAUAUUUGUUCCUCCCAAAGUUACCAUUCCAUCAGGUGCCUCCAUCGGCACAGUGACUAUUGUCCCAGAGUCGCAAAAUCAGCAUGUUGAGGGACCUUUCGUGGCAGCUCUGAAGGAAAACGCAUUCUACCUGUAUCCUGUCUGGCGGCUAUAUUCGGACCUCUACAGUGUGUUUCUGCAGGGUUCGUAUGAUCCCGGGGAUGGUAGCGGCAUCUAUCGCGCCGUUGGCGCUCAGAAUACUAAAUUCUUCGAACAGCCUCUGAUUCCAGUACCUUCGCGAAUCUACAGCUGGAGGGACCCUCGCCCGCUAGCUGGAGCAAGAGUAGGAGUCAAGGAUCUAUUUGACGUUAAGGGCCUUCAAACCACAGGCGGAAGUAAGGCAUGGACACACAUCACUCCUUUUGCGAAUGUCACCGCGCCAGCUAUCCAGCGAAUUAUUGAUCUAGGGGGCCAUAUUGUUGGUAAGCAGAAACUAGCUCAAUUUGCCUCAGCAGCCGACCCUUGGUUAUGGCAAGAUGAGCACUACCCUUUCAACCCACGUGGGGACGGGUGGUUGACUUGCAGUGCAUCAUCCUCCGGUGGCGGUUGCUCAAUCGCAGCGUACGAGUGGCUAGACUUUGCAAUCGGUACAGACACUGGCUCUUCUAUGCGUUUACCAGCUGCCGUAUCUGGUACAGCGCCCCAGCCAAGGUAUGAUGUCGCUCGAUCUAGCCAUCCCAGCGAUACUACCGGCGUUUUCACCAGGGAUCCAAAGAAGUGGGCCCAUUUCUCCAAAGCCUGGUAUACAACAACCAUGCAGCAGAACUCAACCUUGACUGGCCUGCCUGCCUACGACGUCCCUAACACCAAUCAAUUCCCCAAACGACUAGUAUAUCUCAGCGAAUUCAGUCCACAAAAUCAAGCAGCCACAGAACCCAUCUGGCAAUCCUUCAUAUCGAACCUCACCCAGCUAUUCAACAUGACCACAGAGACAAUCAACUUCACCGCAGUAGCCCAGUCCGCCCCCGAGCCAGCAGUGCCCAUCAUGCUGGAGGACAAAACCAUGAUUACCAUCUGGACCUGGGACCAAUGGCGCAUUAUCGGCAAGCCUCUCAUCAACGCUUGGACCAGACUAUCCGAUGGUCGAUUCCCUCCCUUAGACCCUACCCACCGCGACCAGUGGCAAAGGUUCCUGACCGACCCAGUCAAAGAAGAAGAUUUCCAGGAGGCUCUCGAGUCUCGAGCAAAGGCAGUUACUUGGUUCGAGGAGUCCGUUCUGUUUUCUACCAAUGAGUCGUGCUCGGAGUCACUGCUGGUCUAUGAUAUCGGGCCAGGCGGGUUUCCCUCAUACCGAGAAGACGUCUUGAACAAGUUACCUAAUACGACGUAUGUCUAUAAGAAGGCGGAUGAUGCCGCUAUCUUGGGUGCUUCUAUUUGUCCGAUUUUUGGGUGUGCUGAUUAUACGAUUCCCAUUGGGGAAGUUCCGUAUAAGUCGGCGGUUACUUUGAAAACGGAGAUGAUGCCGGUAUCUAUGAAUCUCGUGGUUAAACGGGGGUGUGAUUUUGUGCUCUUUAAUAUGAUUGAGAGGUUGGCUGAUGCGGGCUUGCUGCGUACUGUUAAGGCGGGGAGGACUCUAUUUUGA
Molecule: messenger RNA, 2022 nt
Organism: Aspergillus alliaceus
Lineage: Eukaryota; Fungi; Ascomycota; Eurotiomycetes; Eurotiales; Aspergillaceae
Product: amidase signature enzyme
Exons: 5
Coding region: 1-2022 (673 amino acids)
Source: RefSeq, a predicted model, not a curated record